AGAUUUAUGUGGGAAUGCUAAACUCUCCUCCACUCAACACGGUUAUCAUUUCACACGUGCUUUUCAUCAUCUUCAUCAAUUAAUUCACACACAACAGUUUUAAAUAGUUAAAAUAGCUACUUUUAAAUAGUACUUAACAUGGAAUGCAAUGGCGUCAACAUGGCGCCGGAAAUUAUGAAGCGAGAAGAUUCCAGUGAUACCAACUUCAACGUAUACGUCGGAUCUGAAACAGGAUUUCUCAAAGGGAUUUGUUUCGGGUUGGAAACGCCCAUGAUGAAAGAACUCUCAGAUUAUGAUAAAUCCAAAAAACCCGUUCCCAUCAAGACCUUGUCCUGGACAGAUCCCAACAACCGGAAAGACCUCCUUGUCGGCCUAAUUGAUCGCACCGUCAAAGUUUACAAUACAAAGUUGAGAGCAUUCACACAAGAGAAGAGGGUGCAACUCAGCGAUGAGGGUGAAAGCCAGUUGGUCUCGUUAUCUCAACUAGACGAUAAAUAUUUGGUGGGGCUUGAAAAUGGGAAAAUAUCUUACUGGAAUCCUGCAGACAGCAAAUCUACGAUUGAAUUGAAAGCUGGAAAUCAUUUAUCAUGUGUUAAAUCAUGUCCUCAAGACUCCUCACUCUUUGUAACGGGUGGCAAAGAAAAUGACGUAAAAAUAUGGAAACUGGACUCGGGAACGACCGAACCUAUUUGGAAAGCAAGAAAUGUGCCUCACGUUUUGGAGCUUCGUGUUCCAGUUUGGGUGCAGGACGCAGCAUUCCUCCCACAAACGACAGACCUUGUCGCCAUCGCUUCCCGCUACGGACAACUGAGAUUGUACGACACCAAAAUGGACAAUAGAAAUCGACCCGUGAUUAACAUGGAGUUUUCUGACCAUCCCGCUAUGUGUAUUUCUCCUACCAGAAAUGAUCGUCAAGUUAUUGUGGGGUCGGCACAAGGAAAAGUUGGUCUAGUAGACAUUCGGAAUUAUGGAAAGGAAAAAGUUGUGCAUUUGUUUCACGGUUUCAACGGCAGUGUUCGCAGUAUUGUGGCGGAUGAGAACACCCCAUAUUUUGUAUCUUGUGGACUGGACCGCUUCUUAUAUUUACAUAAUUUGAAUAAUAGGAGUCCCGUUAAAAAGCUCUUCUUGAAGUCCAGGUUGACCGGUGUACAAAUUACGAAGGAUUUUUUGGCACAAUUAGUUAACAACAGCGACGACCUGCAGUCAAGCUGGCACAACAUUGAUAUGAGCGUCCUCCCUGGAGCCCCAGUACCUACGAAUGCUGAACGUGAACUCAUCGGUGGCCCGUCUCCCAAAAAAUUUCGAAAAAGUAAAGUUACGUCAUAAGCCUUUUUGAUAGUUGACUUUAAUACUAGAGACCCGUUCAAUCCGUACGUUUUCUAUAACUAAUAUAAAUAGCAGUGAGACUUGUGAUAGUGUAAAAUUUAUCAGAUUUUGUAGAUUUUAUUGAGACAUUAAAAAAUGCAAUAAUUUAUACGAUA
Folsomia candida is the source of this 1481-nucleotide messenger RNA. RefSeq names its product WD repeat-containing protein 74. Gene Ontology annotation, biological process: ribosomal large subunit biogenesis. The coding region runs from base 139 to 1326 and encodes 395 amino acids. Gene Ontology annotation, molecular function: protein binding. Gene Ontology annotation, cellular component: nucleolus; preribosome, large subunit precursor. The transcript is spliced from 4 exons. NCBI's taxonomy places the organism in Eukaryota, Metazoa, Arthropoda, Collembola, Entomobryomorpha, Isotomidae. The record is from RefSeq and is a predicted model, not a curated record.